AUGGAAUGGGACCCGACGCAAUUCUUCCGCGAGGAGGAGAACAAGACCCCGCCGCCGUUUGCGCUGGUGGUGUUGAACCAACCAAUCAAUGAGAUUGCGCUUUCUGUGCUGAGGGAGCAUGCUCUCACAAUUGUUUGUGCAGACGGCGGCGCAAACCGCUUUUUCGAGUCUGCAAAGUCACGCGGAGUGGAAGGUACUGAUAUCCCGGACAUAAUAAUCGGCGACCUCGACUCCAUCCGCCCCGAGAUUCGUACUCACUACGCGAACCUGGGCGUGAACAUCGUCCACGACGACGACCAGUACUCGACGGAUUUCACUAAGAGCCUGAGGUAUCUCCGCAAGCAGGAGGAGCGCAUUCUCUCUUCUUAUGCUGCUCCGUCAUCAAACUCUACGGCUCAUCAUCCCAUCAUUACGUCUGACCUCGUGUCCGGCGAGCGACGACGUCUUGAAAUCCUCAUCCUAGGCGGACUCGGAGGGCGCGUCGACCAGGCUUUCUCGCAGAUCCAUCAUCUAUAUAUGAUGGAUCAGGAGCAGAGUACCUCGAUCUCAGGCUCAGGCGCAGAUCCGAACACAGGGAACCUCUACCUCAUUUCCGAAGCAAGCAUAACAUUCAUCCUGCAACCGGGGCCCAACACAAUCCACGUUCCUCGGACAAAUCGACCACACACAAGCACCGCAUCAAAAACCGACAGUCCAAAUGCCAAAACUCACCAACUUCCGGCACCAAGAGAAGGAGAAGAAGAAGAAGAGGAAGAUCAUCUUCUCGAAGAAAACGUCGGCAUUAUCCCCCUCUCGGGCCCCGCGCGGAUAACCACAAGCGGGUUCCAGUGGGACGUCGAGGACUGGGCGACGGAAAUCGGCGGGCAGAUUAGUACGAGUAACCAUAUUCGAGCUGAGGUUGUGCAUGUUCAUACGGAUGUUCCUGUGCUGUUCACGGUGGAGUUAGCGAGGCGGUUGAAGAGGGUUUCGAGGUGA
This is a messenger RNA of Aspergillus calidoustus, 975 nucleotides long. NCBI's taxonomy places the organism in Eukaryota, Fungi, Ascomycota, Eurotiomycetes, Eurotiales, Aspergillaceae. The record is from the annotation of a GenBank genome assembly.